GUACUGUGAGGACUGAAGCCACCACCGUGUCACCCACCGGUGGCUGCCUCAAUCCAAGGAAUCACUUUUGGUUUAAGUUCCCAUUGCUUUGAGAAAAAAAUAAAUCCAAAUAAACCCAGUUUUUAGAGGGAGGGGUGCUCCCUCUGCUCCAUCACUCACUGAUUGGAGAGAGAAAAAACACAUCCUGGUCUUCUGCUGAGUUACAUGGUGUGCCAGGGUCAAAUUUGACAUGCACAGCAUGAAUGCAUGGACCCAGCCUGCCUCCGGCAGUCCAGGCUGAUGCUGCUGGUGUCUAGUGUUGAUGACCAUGUGCGAUCCAGUCUCAAACUGUAGUUUAAUCAACUUCAAAAUGAGGUGUUUUGAGCCUUCGGGCGCAAUGACGUGCCAAAGCCUGGACACGUUGCGCACGGCUGCGCACCUCCUCCUCCUCCUCCUCCUCCAGGUGCGCAGCUGGGUGCGAGUGCACCUGGAGAGGAGCUGGUGCCAGUAACACCAGACCACGGGUCCACACAGACAUGUCGGUGCCGUGUUCAGAUUGUCACUUCACGUGGUCUGAUAAUUCACAUCACGCGCAAUGAACGUCACCCGGGGCCUGCUGGCGGUGCUGAGCGUGCUGCGCCACGCCGAGGCGAGCUGCUCGCCCACCUCCUACUACAAGAACUGCUGGAUCCGACGCUUCCCGGGCAUCUUCCUCGACAUCGGGGAGUCGCAGCGCAGGGGGGCGCAGCUCCUGCGGCACUACCAGGAGGAGACGGCGCUGAAGUGCAGCCGCACCUGCUGCCUGACGAGAAACUUCUCCUGCAACCUGGCCAUAUUUCACUAUGACGCCACUCAGGAAAACGUCAACUGCUUCCACCUGCACUGUCCCACGCUGGAGAGCUGUAUCCUCAGUCACAGAGGCAACGUUGUUCUGUACAACAUCACCAAGGGGGUGGAUCCUGACCUGCUGGUGUUUGGAAAGUACUUCACCUCCAAUGUGCGCGUGUUACCCCACCACUACAGUCGGGCCAACGCCUCAGAGCCACUGCCCUCGGACAAACGCCACUUCCUACAUCCACCCCCGCCCGCUGUCCCGCCUCUGACGUCUGCGCCGACUGGAAAACCGCCCACCAUAGCAGGCAGAGUGCUCAGCUCCACCGCCGCCGCCACCCUGCGGAGCAUCAGUCAGCCGACAGUCGUCUCCACAACUACAACCCCAUUGUCUUCCCCUUCACCUGCUCCUCUGACAGACCCGGGGAACCGUGCACAAACAACUGCCCCGACCACUUCCACCAUUUCUUUUGCACCCAGCUUUACUGCACCUCCUUCCACGACGACAGACGCCACUCGCGGCCAUCGCGAUCCCGACACGACUAACCCCAGCCCCGUCCGUUCCACCACAACCACGCAGCCCCCCACCUCCGCCCCUACCCAGCCUCACUCCACCACUUCCCCUCUGUCAGCCACCAUCCCUCCAACUACCACAGCCAGUACGGGCAACAUGGGGAGCAGCAAGCAAUACCCCAAUGAGACCGAGGGCACCCUGGGGCGGAACCACACCGCAGGCGGUGAGGGAGACCAGGGAGUGGGCGGAGAGGACCCUGUGGUGGGGUCGGGAGCUGGGUGGCACCAAGCUGCGCACACCUUACUGGUCGCAGUGGCCAUCUGCAUCACCGUGCUGCUGAGCUGCUGCUGCUCCAUCCUGCUGGUCGUGAGCUGGAGGGGUCAGAGGAAGAGGAUGGGGCGCUAUCGGACGUCAUGGAGGGGGAAAAGAGGCUCCAUGCGCCUGAUAAAGUACGUGCUGGUCAGAGAGCGUUCCUGAAAGGGGAACCAAGUAAAAAAGAAAAAAAAAACAUAAAAAAGAACUGACAUUUCGCUUUUGUUUACAGCAAAGUUUUUAAUGAAUGAAUCCACUAUGAAAAUACAUUUGACGAGUUAGAUUUUUUAACGUUAUACUUUGCAUGCUGGAUGCUUCAAAUAGCAAAAGAUAAACCUUUAUAUUGCUUUAUUUUAAGCAGAUUUCAGUGGAAAUGUAGUUGCUGUCAACUGAGGAAGUCAGGCUGAAAUACUGAAUAUAAGUUAUUUUAUGUCUUAGCUUCGAUAUAAAACAUAGUUGUAAUGAUUUUGGUUUCACUUGUGACCAAAUAACUUUCAACAGAAGAUCCAAACUCUGCCAGUGUAUUCUACCACGGCAGUUUGCCUCAAGAAAGACGAUAUGAUGUACUUUGGCUGACCUAUAUUUCUGAUGUACUUCAGUGAGUUCAAACUGCUCUUGAUGCCAAACCUCAAGGACAUUUUCCAGUUGACUACGCUGGUCUUACGUGAGCACUUUCAAAGGGGGAAAAAAAGUUCUGCAAUGUCAGUGUUGUUCUGAUUGUGUUGUCCUUUGUGGGGCUGAAGGAGCAACACGUUUUGCCUUUUGGCCUUUAGUGUGUCACAUCUCGGUGCAUUGGGUGUCUCCGGACCAAGUAGUGCAGGGACUGCAGACCAAAACUCUUUAAGAAGGGUGAGGUACUUUUCAACAGCCUGUUGCUGAAAGCCUCCUUUC
Molecule: messenger RNA, 2527 nt
Organism: Scophthalmus maximus (turbot)
Lineage: Eukaryota; Metazoa; Chordata; Actinopteri; Pleuronectiformes; Scophthalmidae
Product: MANSC domain-containing protein 4-like
Exons: 3
Coding region: 575-1801 (408 amino acids)
Source: RefSeq, a predicted model, not a curated record